Messenger RNA from Prorocentrum cordatum, 731 nucleotides. The record is from the annotation of a GenBank genome assembly. Lineage: Eukaryota; Dinophyceae; Prorocentrales; Prorocentraceae.
GCGAGCCGCAGCCCCUGGGUGCUGGGCCAGCUGGCCUCGCGCGGGCGAGUGCCACGCUGCAGGGGCCGGGUGCGGAGUCCUUGCUGAAGGAGGGCGGGGCGCUCUUGGACCGAAAGCGCCCGGUCAUCAACGAGCCCUCCAAGUACCAGGGCUACAUAGAGGAGAUCUCGCGGGCCAUCGUCGUCCACGAUGAGGGUGCCCUCGCUGUUGCAGAUUACGACGGAUCGGAUAACAAGGUUCGCGACGGGACCAUCCUCUUUAACGUUGUUGGGACAUGCCCUUCCAACUUAAUGUGCACCGACCAGGCCGUGACCGUCGCGGACUUUGGAGGCAGCGUGGUGGCCUAUUGGAGCAAGCCGCACCCAGAGAUCAAGGGGUGCACGCGGGAACGUCACGUUAAGAAGGGCGAUUGCAAGAACGAUUCGGACAAAUUUCACGCGUUGGAGCAGCUCUUCAGAGACGGGGGUGACUACUACAUCGACUCAUCCACGAAGAGGGCAGUGGUCAAGAAGGGCGGGGAGAAUCUGUAUAUCUACCUUGUUUACGCCUCUCACUGGAGCAGCUGGUAUAACACCAUGGAUGGGUGGCUGCUCUACCAGAAGGACCCCAAGGUCCAGGAGUUCUUCCGCAUCCAGUUUCAAUCCGGCAAGGAUGCGAAAUUCCACUUCGUAGGCGAAGGUGAGGGCCUCGGCAAUUUCUGGCCCGCGAAGUGGGAGGUAGACCUUCCGUGA